GCGCCAUCCUUUGGUUUACGCUGGUAUGGAUGACUAUCGUCGUCAAUGCGAUGCUGGGCGUCGUCAUGAUGACUCGCAUACACGCCAUGUAUGGGCGAUCCAAAAAGAUGUUCAUCUUUCUCAUCGUUGUCUUGAUGGCUUCAACUAUUACGACCGGAGUUAUGGUGAUAUUUGCAGGCAUUGGCGUUUCAGGGGAGGAACGCUUCUUUUCUGGCACCAAUGAGUGUGCCAUUGUCUUCGCUGACAUAGAUGCUGUCCAUCUCCACGAAACGGCGUGGAUUCCUGCCAUUAUGUGGGAGCUCAUUGCCUUCUGUCUUGUGGUCUGGAUUGUCGUGGACCACUUCCGCGAAUUACGGCAACAUGGACCAACAGGAUUGACCAUCGGACACUGUUUCACGGUUUUAAUCAAAACCCAUAUGCUAUACUUUGUGUCCUUUGCUGCCGUAUCUUGCCUCUACCUCGGCCCACUGUCUCCAGAGCUGUCCUCUGAUUCCCUGGAAAGUAGUAUUUAUUUCGGCAUUCUCAAUUUUGCCCAGCCGGUGCAAAUGUUUGUGCUGGGACCACGUCUGGUCCUUAGUGUUCGACAAUAUCACGCUGAACUCGCGGCCGAGUUUGACGAAGGAAGUGGCAUGACUGCGAGUGCCUUCCAGGAGCAUGGACACCUGUUACUUAGCAGUGGUGUGUAGCAUGGAAGUACUCUAAUCGAGUACUGCACAGGGAGCAUAUAGAUCUGGACUAUCGUGGCGGUAUUUAAGAUUCAUUGUAAUAAUUUCAUUGUACACAAAAACUACAGCAAGU
Messenger RNA from Suillus plorans, 798 nucleotides. RefSeq lists its product as uncharacterized. The transcript is spliced from 5 exons. Lineage: Eukaryota; Fungi; Basidiomycota; Agaricomycetes; Boletales; Suillaceae. The record is from RefSeq and is a predicted model, not a curated record. Bases 30 to 686 code for a protein of 218 amino acids.